Staurois parvus is the source of this 534-nucleotide messenger RNA. The record is from the annotation of a GenBank genome assembly. NCBI's taxonomy places the organism in Eukaryota, Metazoa, Chordata, Amphibia, Anura, Ranidae.
GGGAGAGCGGAUAUAGUGAAUGCAGGGUCCAGGGAGACCGGAUUUAGUGAAUGCAGGGAGAGCGGAUAUAGUGAAUGCAGGGUCCUGGGGGACCAGAUAUAGUGAAUGCAGGGUCUGGGGAGAGCAGAUAUAGUGAAUGCAGGGUCCGGGGAGACCGGAUAUAGUGAAUGCAGGGUCCGGGGAGGACCGGAUAUAGUGAAUGCAGGGAGAGCGGAUAUAGUGAAUGCAGGGAGAGCGGAUAUAGUGAAUGCAGGGUCCGGGGAGAGUAGAUAUAGCGAAUGCAGGGUCCAGGAGAGCGGAUAUAGUGAAUGCGGGGUCCAGGAGAGCGGAUAUAGUGAAUGCGGGGUCCGGGGAGAGCGGAUAUAGUGAAUGCAGGGGUCCGGGGAGAGCAGAUAUAGUGAAUGCGGGGUCGGGGAGACCAGAUAUAGUGAAUGCAGGCUCCGAGGAGAUUGGAUAUAGUAAAUGCAGGGUCAGGGGAGAUUGGAUAUAGUAAAUGCAGGGUCCGGGGAGAUUGGAUAUAGUAAAUGCAGGGUC